Messenger RNA from Schistosoma guineensis, 2553 nucleotides. Lineage: Eukaryota; Metazoa; Platyhelminthes; Trematoda; Strigeidida; Schistosomatidae. The record is from the annotation of a GenBank genome assembly.
AUGAUAAAUUUGGUAAAUGACUUUCUUACUAAUGCAGAUAAGGAGGAUAUUGUUAAGUGUGUUAAAGGCUUAGUACACUACCCCUUAAAACAUGAUAGAUUAGGUUUCAGGAUUACUAAAGAAGAUGAGAAACUGCUCUAUGACAAAUACUUCCAUCAAAUAAUGGGCCACACUUUCAAGAUUGUCAACGAAUUACCAACGACUGAAAUGUUAUCAUUAUGUAGAUUUUUGACGGAAUUCUCGAAAGGCGAUAUUUGGCUUGAGUCCGCAUGCAACUUGUUGUCAAGCAAUAUUGUAUCUACAGAAGCUCAUUUACUAGUAGUUGAACUAGAAAAGUUUUUCUCAGAGUUCAACAGAGUGUCAGAUUUUAUUUCUGCUUGCAUUGAUGACAGUGGAAUUAUCUCAGAUAGCUCGCAAUUGUUUCUGGAGUCACGAGCCAGGUUAUUGGCCAACGUGCCUCACUAUGUUGCUAACGUGAAACGUGAGAAUCCCUCCUACUUCACUGUUGGGAGUCAUUUUGUCAAAAACAUUUUGUCAGCCUUCGAACGUGUUUCCAAUACAUCGCAAAAUAUGUAUCAGCUUUUAGGAUUAAUUGUUAGUCAUCUAUGUUUGGCCGGGUAUUCGAAAUAUGUCUCAGAUUUUAUUGUUGAGCAGGGACAACAUAAUUCCGCUGACAUUUGGUCUAAAUUACUAAUCCACACCAACACAAAAAGUAUGGAAAUGUGUUUGGCUUCACUCGCUAAAGAAUGUCCAACCCCACAAAAAUAUUAUGCGUUGUUAUCGAGAAUUCUUGAAAUGUCCUCUCCUACUUUUGAUUCAUAUAUGAGGUUAUGUCGUCGUUUGUUCUACAUCCGCCAGUUUAAAUCUGGAAAUACCGUCAGAAACAUUUUUAAUUCGUUUUUCAUGGCUGUUUCAAAGUGUGAGACGCUUGAAAAAUCAACCUGUUUAGCUACCAGAGUUGAUGAAGAUUUGGGACUACCUGCUCUUCGCGUAUGGUCUGACAUAAACUCCAUACAAACAGCUUCCCUAGAAAGACGUAUUUAUUUGUCGCAAAUAUUAAUUUCAUGGAUUAUUGAUUUUCGGGACCCUGUGCGUGCUAAUUUAUCCAUCAACUUAUCCAAUGACCACUUAUUACCUGAUGUACUGAAUGGAAUCAGUAAUCACCUUGGAAGUCCGCGAAUUGAAAUUCGUACUCUUGGUAUGGUUAUAGGGGAGUGGAUUGUGAAAAUUUUCGACUGGAGUCCUGGUGAUGAUAAUCAGAAGUUGAAAUUUGACUAUGAAGAACUAAAUUUUCUUAGCCAUAUUCGACCAUAUUUUGUUCCUCUGGAUGAGGCUGUCGAUGCUGAGUCUGGUGAUCACAAUUCAGUUCCAAUUCAAACGCCGUCAAGUGUAGAGUCUCCCAAAAUCGCCCUUAAUUCACUUGAAUACAAGAUAACGAACGAAAACUGUGAAACUGCGAAACAAGCUCUACAUAAACUAGACAGUGAUGAUGAUCCAGAUAGUGAUAAUGACUCAUUGACACCACUCCCUUCCAUUAGUUCUUCAAAUCGCUACAAUAAAACACCAUUUUAUCUUCGUGAAUGUCUUGAUGGAAUGUUAUUAUCUAAGGUUGAAGAUAACCCAGUGAAUAUUGCAUGUACAAUGUCUGCAGAAAAGUUGAUCUACGCUCAUCCGGAAGCGGCACAAGAGUUAGCACUAGAAUUCGCUCGUGUUCUUGUUCAUAUUGAACCACCUGUAACACCUGAUCCGGAACAAAUAGCUCGUGCCAGACAUGAUGCCCUAGUAGCUAUUGGUGUAGUUGCUCCGAAAAAAUGCGCACGUUAUUUGACUUCAGAAUUUUGUCAAUCAGGAUAUUCCAUUGGCCAAAGGAUGAAUAUUAUAUCAUCUCUCACUGAUAUUGCCUGUAAGUUGUAUGGGGGCAAAGACGCACUACUCUCUCAAAGAUUCUCCUCAAAUCAUCAGAUAGCCAAUAAUGAUGCGGUCACUGCUAACAACGAUCAUAAAGGAAAAACCCGUCGAUUUUGUAAAAAGCGCCCUCCAUCUUCCUAUAUUAUUAAUAAAUUUGCUCCUUUUGCUGGAGAGUUUUUCUUUCCCUUGCUAAAAAGCAUUCCACAGUUAUCUCUUUCUUCUGCUAAAGGACCGUUCGCUCAUCAAGAUGCUAGUUUAUUGGCUAGCUUAUUGGCGUCGUUGGGAACUAUUUAUGCUUGCUCCAGUCUCUCAUCUGUCCAAGCUCGAAUGGCUGACGAGUUGAUAAAUUUAAUUCCUUUAUUUCAUCGACAUCCGGAACCUGCAGUGCGACGUGCUUUACACAUAGUCGUUGGAACAGUUAUCACCACUACUCCACUGGAAAUCUUAUCUUCUAAACCUGAAUUGAUUUUUAGAAAGUCAAUCGUUUUAUCUGGUAGUAAAAAAAGCUCUGUAGAAAGUACUAUUUCUAGCUGGUUAAAAUCAUGUUCAUUGUCUGAUUCAGAUGCAGAAUGUCAACUCUUAGCUUCUAAUAGUCUUUCCGCACUAUGUGAACGAUUUUUAGAGUGGAAUCAUAGUAAACAGUAA